This is a messenger RNA of Brassica napus (rape), 3471 nucleotides long. RefSeq lists its product as uncharacterized. Lineage: Eukaryota; Viridiplantae; Streptophyta; Magnoliopsida; Brassicales; Brassicaceae. The transcript is spliced from 8 exons. The record is from RefSeq and is a predicted model, not a curated record. Bases 1 to 3471 code for a protein of 1156 amino acids.
AUGGAAGAGAGCAAGAUGAAUGUAAACACAGUGAUUCCGGUCUGUAAUACUCAGGGUGCUAUUUUAGCUGACAUUACAAAUGUCGUGGCUAACGACGCCAAAAACGCCAGAACUGAAAGGAGAUUACGAUUGCAACAAAAGCGUAAAUUUCCAUUCGCAGAUGACACUCCUACUGUUAAUCCUAUGGUGGGGCAAUCAGAUUCAACCGUUCAAGUUUUUGUCAAACCAAUAGGUAUAGAACCGAAACGUAUUGGUAUCAAUACGGGAAAACCAAGCCAAGUGGCAAUUGGAAAGGAUUCAACACCUGAGUCAACACCUUAUAGGAUAACGAAGAAGUUUCCUAACCAGUGUGAUAGAAGUCAGACUCCUGGCCAAAGCAAUGCUAAAAUUAACUUUGGCUCGCAACAAACACCAAAGAAAGUUGCUCCACGAUCUAGGUCUACUCCUAUGUCAACGGUAUCAGGCAUUACCUCUUCUACUACUCAUGGUCAUACUAAAAAGAAGAUGAUUCCAGGUGCGCCUGAUAUGCCCAUCUCGAUAGACUCGGAUUCUUCAGAUUGUGGUGAUGAUACGAGUGAUUCGAACUUCAAUGAAGGGGAGGUCAAUCAUUCAGGUAUUUACGUGCCAGUAGCAGAAAAUACUGAUGAGCCGAUAGAUUCCGAUUCCUCAGAAAGUGGUGAUGAUAUUUGGGAUUGUUCAAGCAAUGAAGGUGCUGUGUUUCAAUCUGACUCUGAAGAUGAUGUAGAUGAUCGAACUGAAUCAUUAAGACGUUAUCAAUACACUACACUGGUGUAUGAGUCCUUAACAAAGAUAUUUGGUGGUUUACAAAACCAAUGUCAAAAACAGCAACCCUUGACCGCAGUUAUUAAUAAAAAAGAGGAAGACUACAAGGAUGAUGGAGAUAUGACAUAUGAAUGUCCUAAAUGUGGAGCUUUAUUUUGGUACAAUGAGAGAGUUAGUAAGUCGAGGAAUCCUAAAAUUCCGGUUUUCACCAUGUGUUGUUUGAGAGGGAAAAUCAAGCUACCUACUCUUAAGGAACCACCAUCAUAUCUUAUGGAUCUUCUAACCAAGGAUGACAGUAUCAGUAAGCAUUUUCGUGAUAAUAUACGACCCAUAAAUAUGAUGUUUUCUUUUACAUCUCUGGGUGGUAAGAUUGAUAACUCUGUGAAUGAGGGUCAAGGUCCUAGAGUGUUUAAACUUCAUGGAGAGAAUUAUCAUAUGAUUGGCAGCGUGAAGCCUAAAGGAAUGGACCCUGCGAAGUUUUCCCAGCUUUAUAUUCAUGAUACUGAGAAUGAAGUCCAGAACCGUCUCUCUGCAUUAAGGAAUGUUAAAGACAGAUUUAAUGACGAAGACGCCUCAGAAGAGUUAUCAUUAGUCUUGAUUAACACUCGACUUAAAGAUGGUCGUGUUUACAAUCUACCAACUUCAUCUGAAGUUGCGGCUCUGGUAGUUGGAGAUUUUCAGGAAAACAUGGACAAGAGAGAUAUCAUUCUGGAAAAGAAUAAUGGUAAAUUAAAGAGGAUCAACGAGCUGCAUCCAUGCUACCUCCCAUUACAAUAUCCUCUGCUUUUUCCAUAUGGAGAAGAUGGAUUCCGGUUGGGCAUCAAAAAUGGUUUUACAGGCAUCAACCAAAAGAAGAAACCGAAUAUCAGUAUGAGGGAGUAUUUUUCCUAUCGAAUUCAAGUUCGUAACACUGGUUCUCAGGUCCUACUUCUCUCUAGACGUUUACUACAACAAUUCUUGGUGGAUGCUUACACAAUGAUUGAAGCUCAUCGUCUCCGGUACAUUCGCAAGAACCAGUCAAAUCUGAGGACUGUGAAGUUUAGUAAAUUCGUGGAUGCUGCGAAUAAUGGGAAUUCUACUGUUUCUAUUGAAGGCAACCGUAUUAUCAUCCCCUCAUCCUUCACUGGCGGACCAAGGUAUAUGCAUCAAAUGUACUUGGAUGCAAUGUCUAUAUGCAAAUACUUUGGAUAUCCGGAUCUAUUUAUUACAUUCACUUGUAAUCCAAAAUGGCCGGAGCUUUCAAGGUAUUUACAUAAAUUCAACUUAAGAGCCGAGGACAGACCUGAGCUAUGUUGUAGGCUAUUCAAAAUUAAGCUCGAUAAGUUGAUGGAGGAUCUAACCAAGAAACAUAUACUCGGUAAAACAGUUUCAGCCAUUUAUACGGUUGAGUUUCAAAAAAGAGGUCUUCCACAUGCUCAUAUUUUGUUGUUUAUGGACUCACAACAUAAAUUGCCUAAUGCUGAAGACAUUGAUCGUAUCAUAUCGGCGGAAAUUCCAGAUAGGUUUGAAGAACCCAAGUUGUAUGAAGUGGUGAAGGACAUGAUGAUUCAUGGCCCUUGUGGGGUUGUUAAUAGAGGUUCUCCAUGUAUGAAGGAUGGGAAAUGUUCUAAGUUUUUCCCUAGAAGGCAUGUUGAGAAAACUACAGUUGAUGCACAAGGUUAUCCUGUAUACCAAAGGCGAGACAAUGGUAACUUCAUUGAGAAGAAAGGGAUUCAAUGUGAUAACCGUUUUGUUGUCCCCUAUAAUAAAAAGCUACUGCUUGGAUAUAAUGCACACAUCAAUGUUGAAUGGUGCAACCAGUCACGUUCAAUUAAGUACUUAUUUAAGUAUAUAAACAAAGGCCAAGACCGUGUCACUGGUACUGUUACUGCAAAAAAGAACUUUGAGACUUCAGGAGCAGAAACAAAUCAAAUACCAGCUCCACCAAAUGGAGUGGACAUUACUGGGGCAAUUGCUGUAGAACCAGAAGUUGAUGAGAUUAAAAAAUAUUUCGAUGCAAGAUAUAUAUCGGCCUGUGAAUCAACUUGGAGAAUUUUUGGUUUCCCAACUCAAUAUAGAUCCACACCAGUGGAGAAGCUAACCUUUCAUCUAGAAGGAGAGCAACCUGUUAUUUACAAAGACGGUGACACAGUGGAGAGUGUGUUGGGUCGAGUGCACUUAUCUAAGACAAUGUUCCUUGCUUGGUUCGACUGUUGUGAAAUCUACCCUGAAGCAAGAGAGAUAACGUACCCAGAACUUCCUACUAGAUUCGUUUACGAUGCAAAGCUGAAAGUCUGGAAUCCUAGAAAAAGAGGUUUUGCUAUUGGUAGACUGGAAUCGGUUUCGCCUUUAUCCGGACAACGAUAUUAUUUACGAGUCUUGCUUAACAAGGUUAAGGGUCCGCGUUGCUAUGACGACAUUAAGACUGUCAAAGGGAUUGUUCAACCGAGUUUCGAGGAAGCCUGUUAUGAACUUGGUCUCCUAGAUGAUGAUAAGGAAUAUAUUGAAGGUCUUAAGGAAUGUGCAUUUUGGGCAUCUGGUGCAUUUGUUCGUAAUCUAUAUGCCAAUAUGUUGGUAUCUGGGAGUUUGUCUUUUCCUAAAUUGGUCUGGGAUUCUACAUUUGAUAUACUCUCGGAGGAUGUGCUUUAUCUUGAAAGGAAAAAGCGUCGAAACCCAGGUAUAUUUUUGCUUUAUGUUUUUGAGGUUUGA